AAUUGAUUUGAAUCAUGGGAAUUUCACCACUUCCCCUCCCUUCAUUUGAUUCGAAUGGUAUCCAAGGCAAUGAGGAAAUGUCCGAGUCCAAUGGUUCCUUGUGGAGCAAACUUUUGGAAGCACCGCCCAAGAGAAGGUUGAAAGCAAAGAAGCAGAGAUCAGUCGCAAGGAAAAAAGUAAGGCGUGUUAGGUGCAGAAGGCCCAGAAGUAUUGUGAUGAAGAGGAGGCCACAUUCAGAAGGUUCCAGAAGGCCCAUGAACCAUAUUGAACAAAAGGUUAAAACCCUAAAGAAGCUAAUUCCAAACAACGACUCCAUGGGCUUGGAUGGGCUUUUCAGGGAGACAGCUGAAUAUAUUUUGUCAUUGCAAAUGAGGGUCAAAGUCAUGCAGAUUAUGGUUAAGGUUUUGACAGGUUCCGAUGAGUGAAUAGAUGAUAUUC
Molecule: messenger RNA, 438 nt
Organism: Durio zibethinus
Lineage: Eukaryota; Viridiplantae; Streptophyta; Magnoliopsida; Malvales; Malvaceae
Product: transcription factor UPBEAT1-like
Biological process (GO): regulation of DNA-templated transcription
Molecular function (GO): protein dimerization activity
Source: RefSeq, a predicted model, not a curated record